Penicillium griseofulvum is the source of this 2499-nucleotide messenger RNA. Its product is annotated as ABC1 kinase family protein. The coding region runs from base 1 to 2499 and encodes 832 amino acids. The record is from RefSeq and is a predicted model, not a curated record. The transcript is spliced from 3 exons. Lineage: Eukaryota; Fungi; Ascomycota; Eurotiomycetes; Eurotiales; Aspergillaceae.
AUGCGUCUUUUUACCGACCUUUUCCUACUUCUCGCCCUGUUCCUUUCCCCCGUCACAGCGAUCGGCACAUCAUGCUUCAAAGUCGUCUCCGCGCUAGUUAGCCGACCAGGCCACCUCUUCGAUAAAUUCCAGAGCGAAAUCUGCGAUGCUGGAUGCCAACCGACCGUCCCCCACUGGGAUCAAUGGACGCGCAAUAACACCUUUGUCCCCGCCGUCCGAAGCCUGAUGCAGCGCAUGAAUGUUCCCCACAAGGAAGAGGCUCUCUUGAAGAUGGGCGAUGAUGUUGCGCUCAAGAUCAAGGAAAGCUGUGGACCAAUGCUAGGUGGUGGACUACAUAUCUGCUCUGAUUCGGAGACUCUGGCUGGGUUUGGCAACUGCUUCAAGCGCAAUUUCCUCAAGGCUUCGAUCAAGCAUCUCCCUACUUUGAUCCCAAUGGCAUCGGAGGAAUCGUGCAAAGAGCAACUUACGUUUUUGGAGGGUGAUGAACUGUGGGAUAUUACGAUUCCUCAGAAUAUGAGGGAUUAUGCGAAAGUUGAUUCGGCAUCCGCCUCUCCGUUUCAUAUGGCGCACGCGACAUUUCUCCGCCCUCUGCGGCCCACCAUCCGUCCCUCAAUUUGGCGUCAACACCGAUACGCCCACUCAAGCCAAUUCCAACCCUUCGUACCCCCGUCACCAAGUUCCUUAGGGAAACCCACAGAAGCAAAGACCUACAAACGAACGAUCAAAUGGUUCCGCCGAAUCCUCUAUGUCUCGCUAGCAACAGGCGUCGUUUAUGGCAUCGAUAACCAGUUCUACGCCUCAUCGCUGACCCGAACGGCCCGGACCUUUUCCCUCGGUCUCCUCGUCGCCCUUGACUACAAAAUCAACUUCCGCCCACAUCCUCCACUGGCCAGCUCUAUUGCUGCCGUGCACGCCCGCAACGCAGAGCGUUUGUCCGAUCUGCUGAGGCAUAAUGGCGGUCUCUACCUGAAGAUUGGCCAGGCGAUUGCCAUGCAAUCAGCCAUCCUGCCCCCCGAGUUCCAGCAGAUGUUCUCCCGCAUGUUUGACGAUGCGCCCCAGAAUGACUGGAAGGAUAUUGAGAAGGUCAUCCGUGAGGAUUUUGGAAAAUCGCCUGAGGAGGUAUUCGGUAUCUCAUUUACGGGUGACCCUAACAAGGGCGUGAUGGAGCGCAGAGCCAGAGCCAGUGCCAGCGUUGCUCAGGUUCACUGGGCUCGUCUGCAGGAUGGUAGGGAGGUGGCGAUCAAGAUUCAAAAGCGGGAGAUUGUGCAGCAAUUGGUAUGGGAUCUCUGGGCUUUCAAAGUCGUGACCUUGAUCUAUAGCAAGGUGUUCGACAUCCCUUUCUACAGUCUCGUUCCCUACAUCAGUGAGAGACUAUCGCUCGAAACAGACUUCGUAAAUGAAGCAGAUAACUCAGAAAAUAUGGCCAAGCUAGUGGCCGCUGAACCUCGCCUGCGCGAUCGCGUGUAUAUUCCUCGUGUAUAUCGCGAACUGAGCUCGAAGCGCGUCAUGACUGCCGAAUGGGUAGAAGGCGUACGGCUCUGGAACAAAGACGCCAUCACACGGCCCUGGCGCGGCGGCUGGGGCCAGGGAAGUCCAGGCUGUCACGGUACACCGCUUGACCGGCCGGGGGCAGAUUCUGCGGAUCGAAACAUGCGUCCGCCGACGACCAAGCCUGAGCGUGAUUACUGGAGAGGUCGCAAUAACCGCGGCGGGCUGGGACUGUCCCUCAAGGACGUGAUGACAACCAUGGUAGACCUAUUCUCUGCCCAGAUGUUCCUAUGGGGAUACGUCCACUGCGAUCCGCACCCGGGUAACAUCUUCAUCCGCCGCAAGCCAAACGGACAGCCAGAGCUAGUUCUGAUCGACCACGGCCUGUAUAUCCACAUGGAACCGGGAUUCCGUCACCAAUACGCGCGGUUCUGGAAAGCUCUCCUCACCUUCGACAAUCGCACGCUGGGCGAGAUUGUCAAAGGAUGGGGCGUGAACAACCCCGAUUUCUUCGCGUCAGCAACAUUGAUGCGUCCCUACAGUGGCGGAGAUAUGUCUACGCAGCGCGGUCUCCAGGGACUGAGCAAGAGGGAGCGUGCAGAGCGACACUUCGAGAUGCAGCAGAAGUUACGCAAGGCGAUCCGCGAUAUGCUAGGUGAUGAAACCAAGUGGCCACAGGAGCUGAUUUUCAUCGGUCGCAAUCUGCGCAUCGUCCAAGGUAAUAACCAGUUCCUGGGCUCGCCAGUAAACCGUGUUAAGAUCACUGGUAUCUGGGCUUCGCGUGCACUUAUUGAGUCUCCGGAUCUGCCGCUGGCCGAGAAGAUCCGUAACAUCGGUCGCCAUUUGGUCUUCCGCAUGGUUCUAUUUAGUACUGAUAUAUUCUUCUAUUUCACCAAGGUGCGCCAGUUCUUACAUCUGGGUGGUGGUAUGGAGGAUGAUAUCGAAGCCCAGAUGCAGAAUAUGGCAAAGGAUAUCGGGGUUGAGCUUAACCACAGCGUCUUCGAGGGAUAG